CCGGGCAUUAAAAAAGCAAAGUCACUGCAAGCAAGAUCAUGAGGAGCACACUCUACUGCCUGAUACUGGGUCUUGGAGUUCUUAUCAGUGCAGAUGGAACAGGAGCAGCUGAGCCACAGAAGCUGUGGUAUGAGGACAUUCUAAACAGUGUUGUGGAGAUAUCAGAAUUUUUUUCUGAAAAUGCCACUGAUGGCAGUGACAACAUAUCAACCUGUGUUUCUGCUCGUUAUGGUGUCCCCUGUGCCUGCCAAGAAGGCUAUAGAAGGACAUCGAAAGUUUUCUACCAAUCCAGUGCUGAGUAUCUUUGUGAGCGAAUUCCCUAUCAAUGCAAAUUGGAUCCAGGGAAUGAAAAUGCAAAUAUGUGUUUGAAUGCAACAAAACAAAAUGACAGUAAUCAUAACUACUGCUUAGCAAUGAGGUCUACCAUCAGUAUCUUGCAAUCUGCCUGUGAAAAUGGCAGAUCAUCAGCUUCCUUGAAGGAAACCGCAAAAUCCUUUGACACUUUCAGCAAUGCUCUGUCGCAGAUUAAAAUGAAGAAUGAGAUUGUAUCAGCUGUGACAUUUGCUCUGAAAGGAGUAAGCACAACUGCAUUAACAACUGCUCUUGCAUCACCAGACAAACCAACACAGACAAUCACUUCUGAGUUAGUAGCUAUUCAAACACAUCUCAUCAGUAAAGAGCAGAUUUCAAAAAACCAAAUUCUCAAAUUAGAAGCAAGAGGAGAUAGAAUGGCCAUUCAUCCCAGUGCUGUGACUAACUCAGUCGCCAAAGAUUCUGUUGCUGUAGCUUUUAUAUCAUUCAGUGGACUGGGAUCAUUCCUAAGAGGAGAUUUUCUGCAGAAUAAGACUCUGCUGAGUGGCAGGAACCUAGAAAGCAUUCAUUUGAACUCCAGGGUGGUGAGUGCUUCCAGCAGCAAGCAGACGGAGAAGCUUCCCAGCCCUGUCAACCUCACUUUUGAACACCUUGAGAACAAAGGUAAUGUGGCAGAUGUUAUUUGUGUGCAUCUGAACACUGCCGAAGCGGAUGGUGCCUGGUCUACUGAGGGCUGUCAGUGUCUCCAUUCUAACAGCACUCAUUCAGACUGCAGUUGCCAGUACAUGUCUAGUUUUGCUGUGCUGAUGUCCUCUGUUCCUAUGAAGGGACACCCAGCCCUCACGAUUAUCAGCAACAUUGGACUGUCUGUCUCAAUCAUCUGCCUCUUCUUGUCCAUCAUCACGUUUAUCUUUUGCCAUUCCAUCCAAAGCAGCAGCACAUUCAUUCACCUGCAGCUGAGCCUGUUCCUCUUCUUUGCUGACCUCCUCUUCAUAAUGGGAAUAGACAAGGCAUACAAUAAGGUCCUGUGCUCAGUGAUAGCUGGGAUGCUGCAGUACCUCUUUCUGGGCUGUUUUGUGUGGAUGUUCUUGGAAGGUAUAAAUCUCUACCUCAUUGUCAAGAAUCUGAAAGUUGCAAAUUACAGUGGUGCCAGCAAGCGUGUGAAGAUAUCCAUGUACCUUUGUGGCUAUGGGGUCCCUCUCAUGAUAGUAGCCAUUUCUGCAGCAGUUGUUCCUGGGGCCUAUGGAACUCAUUAUCACUGCUGGCUUGAUACCGAAAAAGGUUUUACCUGGAGCUUUCUGGGACCUGUUUGUGCCAUAAUUGUGAUCAACAGUGUUCUUUUCUGCCUUAUUCUGAAGAUUUUGCAUGAGAAGAUGUCAUCCCUCAAUUCAAAGAUAAGCACUCUGAAAAAUACCAGGUCACUGACAGUGAAGGCCAUAUCCCAUGUCUUCAUUCUGGGUGUGACUUGGUGCUUUGGCCUCUUUCAGUAUGGCCCAAUGGCAGAAAUAAUGAAAUACCUGUUCAUCCUCACCAACAGUGUGCAGGGGGCCUUCAUCUUCCUAGUGCACUGCCUGCUCAACAAAAAGGUGAGAGAAACGUAUCGCCAUUGGAUUUGUUGCGGAAAAGAUACCCAGCCUCCUGUUUCUGAUAUAUCUAUGACUUCUGUUCCCUCCAGCAUUCCUGUGGUAAACCUACAAAAUACUUCACCAAAGCAACAAGGGAUAACAUGGGGGGAGGAAGCUUCAUCAUCCACGACACUUCCUCAUUAAUUUCCUAUAUCGAUCUCAUCCUCCCUGUCAAAGCACAACAGAAAGGAGAGACUUCAGACUUUACAGAACUGCUCUUUUUCAUAUCCAGGCAAUUGUUUGCCUGCUGCUUUUGCUGCUUGAUCUUUAAAGUAUUCCAGAAGUCGAGAACCAUGUAGCUGAGAUCCUGAUUAAGCCGCUCCCUGUUGCUAUUACCAUCCUCUCUAAAAAUAUAAUAAUAAAAUAUAAAAGCAAUGCAGAAUA
Molecule: messenger RNA, 2321 nt
Organism: Hemicordylus capensis (graceful crag lizard)
Lineage: Eukaryota; Metazoa; Chordata; Lepidosauria; Squamata; Cordylidae
Product: adhesion G protein-coupled receptor E3-like
Exons: 17
Coding region: 39-2081 (680 amino acids)
Biological process (GO): adenylate cyclase-activating G protein-coupled receptor signaling pathway; cell surface receptor signaling pathway
Cellular component (GO): membrane
Molecular function (GO): G protein-coupled receptor activity
Source: RefSeq, a predicted model, not a curated record